GACAAGGGCCACCGCGGGGACCCCGCUCAGGGCGCGCCCCGGACGGGGGUGGCCUCGUCCCCGCCGCUGCCAUGAAGCAGGCCUCGGACACCAACGGCCCCGACAGGGAUGCCCGCAGCCUGCAGCCCGCAGCCCCGGGGCCCUCCACCCACCGAGGGAUGCAGCAGCAGCAGCAGCAGCAGCAGCAGCAGCAACCACCGCAGCAGCAGCAGCCGCCGCAGCCGCAGGCCGGCCUCCCCCAGAUCAUCCAAAAUGCUGCCAAACUCCUGGACAAAAAUCCAUUCUCUAUCAGCACCCCGAACCCCCUGCUUCCGUCUCCUGCGAGCCUCCAGCUCGCCCAGCUGCAAGCCCAGCUCACACUCCACCGGCUCAAAUUGGCCCAAACGGCGGUCACGAGCAACACUGCGGCCGCUACGGUGCUGAACCAGGUUCUUUCCAAAGUGGCCAUGUCCCAACCGCUGUUCAACCAGCUGAGGCCCCCGGCGGUGCUCAGUGCUGCCCAGGGGCACGCUGGCACGCCCCAGCACCCACCGGGGAUGCCCAGUGCCCAGUUCCCACCGGGAGGGAUCGCCUUCCCCUCUGCCGGCCAGGCCGGGCCGCCCCAGGGCCCCGGGUUGGGGCCGGGUCAGUCCCCCGGCACCUUGAUGAUGCACCCUUUCAUCGCACAACCCCCUCCCCAGCCAGCUGUCAUCCUGGGCCUUGGAAAGGGGGUCCCUUCCCCGACGGCGGUGGCCGCAGGGUAUUACGACUAUGGCAAGCCCGGGGCCCCUCAGGUAUAUGCCUCAGAGGCAGAGCCCGGGAGCCAGCCAAGCUUUCUGCCCAGUUCGGCCCCAACCCCUGGAGGGGCCAACUAUGAGGGCCAUUACAGUCAUGCAGGACAUCUUAAGCCAGGCGGCCAAACCACAUUUCAGAAGGACUUCUACGGACUAAACCCCCAAGAGCAGCACGUGCCAAGAGGACAAUCCUUGGGCUUUUCUGGUGACCAGCAUGUGACCGCUCACCCGCCUGGGAACCAGAAAGUAGAACCAGCCUCAGUCCCCCUCGGGGCCGGCACAAACAGCCACUGGGAAAGCCCCCAAGGCUUCCCCGGCCAAAGCAAGGGCGACCUCGUGGCCGGCUCUGGCCUGUGGCCCCCGCCCACCAGCCAGCCCUACGAGAUCAGAAACGAGCUUUACGACCCCGAGGAGCCGACCCCCGACACCAAAUUCGGCCCCGGGGGGCCCGGCCCUUUCGGCAGGCUCAGCGACGGCCAGACGGGCUUCGGCGGUCCCCGGAUGCGGCAGCCCGAGGAACAAGGCCAGAGCCUCCCGGCCCUGCAGCCCCAGGACCUCAACGACCUCCACGGCGUCACGCCCCUUCACCUGCCACACGUCUGCAGCGUCUGCGACAAGAAAGUCUUUGAUCUGAAGGACUGGGAGCAUCAUAUUAAGGGGAAACUGCACACCCAAAAAUGCAUCGUCUUUACUGAAAACAUGGGUGUCCGGUGUAUUGUGGGGGCAGCAGAAGGAACAUUACGCACCUCUCCAAACAGCACAACUGUCUAUAACUCUCCUGGCAACGAAGAUUAUACCACCAAUAUUGGAUCUGCUUACACUCCAGCUCCCACAAGGCCCUUUGCUCAGUCAAGCCCUGCAUUCCCUUCCACUUCUUCUGGGACAAAUUAUCCACAGAGGAAAGUCACCGCUGGCCGUGUAGUUCACAUCUGCAAUCUCCCUGAAGGAAGCUGCACCGAGAAUGAUGUCAUUAACUUGGGACUUCCCUUUGGAAAAGUAACCAAUUACAUCCUCAUGAAGUCUACCAAUCAGGCCUUUCUGGAGAUGGCAUACACUGAAGCAGCCCAGGCUAUGGUACAGUACUACCAAGAAAAGUCUGCUGUGAUAAAUGAUGAGAAAUUGCUCAUUCGGAUGUCCAAAAGAUACAAAGAACUCCAACUGAAGAAACCCGGGAAGAAUGUGGCAGCCAUCAUUCAGGACAUCCAUUCUCAGAGGGAGAGAGACAUGUUCCGGGAAGCAGACAGAUAUGGACCCGAAAGGCCACGGUCCCGUAGCCCUGUGAGCCGGUCCCUCUCUCCAAGAUCUCAUACUCCUAGCUUCACAUCCUGCAGCUCCUCCCACAGCCCAGUGGUUACCUCACGGGCAGACUGGGGAAAUGGAAGGGAGGCAUGGGACCAGUCUCCCUUUUCCAGGAGAGAGGAAGACCGGGACCUGGUUCCCUGGAGAGAGAAUGGGGAGGAGAAGAGGGACAGGACGGACACCUGGGUCCAUGAUCGGAAACAUUAUCUCCGGCAGUUGGACAAAUUAGAUUUGGAUGAUCGGAUCGAAGGUCUGAGGGGACACCGAGAGAAGUACACCAGGACCAGUUCUCCCAAUCCUCUUCACCCUUUGUCUGGAUAUAAAAGCCGGGAAGAUGACUAUUACCGAAAGGAGUCUAAACAGAAAGCUGACAAAUACCUAAAGCAACAACAGGAUGCCCUGGUCAAGUCCAGGAGAAAAGAAGAGUCGAGAUUAAGAGAAAGCAGACAUGCCCACUGUGAGGACUCAGGGAAGGAAGAAUCGGAGCAAAAGGCCCACAGAACUUCUGAAAGCUCCAAGCAGAAACAGAGUGAGAAGAAUAAAACCAAGAAACUGGAUAGAGACCAAGAAGUUGCUGCUUAUCUGAAAGAAAGUGAAGUAGCCAAGCGUGAGGAACAAGAUUGGGAGAGUGAAAGUGAGGGGGAAGGAGAGACCUGGUAUCCUACCAAUAUGGAAGAAUUAGUCACAGUAGAUGAGGUAGGAGAAGAAGAUUUCAUUAUGGAGCCAGAUAUUACUGAACUGGAGGAAAUUAUGCCAGUCAUCCCCAAGGACAAAACUGGCCCCGACGUGUCUUCCUGUGAAAUUAGCCCCUUGGAAUCAAAAAACAACCACAGUGAAUUAACAAAGGGUGAAUCAACCAGUGAAGCAUCCCUAGAAACAAGCUGCAGGUCACCGAAAGGAAGUCCUGUCACUCCGGGGGUUGGUCCAGAUGACCUAGGAGAUGAAACAUCAAAUCUAAAUCUCGAAGCCGCACAGAAACCUGAUGAAUUGGUGGAAGGAUGCACCCGCAAGGAUCCCUUCUGUCCUGAUCCUGAAGAAGAGCAAGUUGAAAGCUCCGAGGGUCCUUUAACCCCAGAAGCACAGAAGACCCUUUCCCAAGAGCCAACCGAGGAGAGUGUCCAGCUCUCUUGCACCUUUUUAGGUCACUUCAAGCCUGUGGCCUCACCAGCUGACUCUGCUCCAGAAGUAAUGCCUGCAGAGGAGAACCCUAGCUCUCAAGAUGAGACGAGCCUCAAAAGCCAAGAUUGCCAAGAAAUAUUAACCCAGGAAAAUUCUGGGUACCUGGAAAUCAAAUCCCUGGAAUACACAGAAGAAGAGACAAAACAACCACAUUCUCUGUCUUCCUGGGGACAAGAGGAUGUGUUCAGGGAACUUAGCAUUCCUUUAGGGGUAGAAUUUGUGGUACCCAGAACAGGGUUCUACUGUAAGCUGUGUGGACUCUUCUACACAAGCGAGGAGACUGCAAAGAUAAACCACUGUCGGAGCUCUGUUCACUAUAGGAACCUUCAGAAGUAUUUGUCCCAGCUGGCCGAGGAGGGCCUGAAGAGGAGUGAAAGAGGCAGCAGCCCGGUGCCAGAGGACAUGGGAAUUGUUCCACAUUUUGAAAGGAAGAAGCUCUGAUGCUCCAGCAGGGAAGCUAGAAAGAAGAAAACACUGGUGGGUGCACUCAGGAGCCAGCCUGGGGUCCAUUGGCAUUGACCGUGAGGAUGGCAGCACAUUGAAGAGCGUAGGACUUAUAUUUUCUUCUGUGGGAAUGUAAGGGAAAAAAACCCCAAAAGUAUUUCCAGAGGGAUGCAAUUGUUCCAGGUCCUGCAAGCGGAGGAGAGCUGUUCCUUCUUUUUCCUGCAUUCUUUGUCAAAACCAUGGUCCUUUUAUAAAAUCCUCCUGCUCAGGGAUUUCCUCAGUGUCUGGAUUUUGGGCAAGCUAGAGCAGGGCACACACAUGGAGGAUGGAUCAUGCAGGGUCAGCAGUCUGAAAGUAGUUGUGGUAGGAGUAGUAUUUAUUAAGUGCUUACAUUGUGCAGAGCAUUGAACUAAGCACUUAGGAAAGAGUGUACAUGUGGGAAUUAGACAUGGAGCUUGUCCCUGAGGCGCUCACAAUCAGUGAAAGCAAAUCUGCUUGGCAAGAAAGAGAAACUUUGGGGGAAAGUCUCCAAUCCUAAUUAUCAUGGGUUUUGCUAAGCAUUUGCUAUGUGCUAAGCACCAUGCUGAAUUCUGGAGUAGAGACAGGAUAGUCCCUGCUUGUGGUCCCCUCAGGACAAAUGUCAGGAAUGGGACCUGAAAGUAUUGUGCCAGUCCAGAUUCAAAAGGGGAAAGAAGUCAGAAAACUAGUGGAAUGACAGGGUGUUCAUGAAACUUGCCAUAUCUUUUUCAUCCUCCAAACACUAAACACCUUUUUAAUAGUUUCUGUUUGGGAACAUCCUGAACAUUCACCAGCUUUGUGUCUUAAUGCACCUUUUCUCCUAAUUCAUUCUUUCCCUUCUUGAUUUCAGGACAAAUUAGGUCUCUCUCUUCCCUGCCAUCCCCCUUCCCCCCUAACCAAACACACACUUUAAAAAAAAAAAUCUCCGACAAUGAAUUCCAUAAGCGUUGAACUAAACAACUUCCUGAUCCUCCAGCUAAAAUAGCAGUUGGUAUGUGGGUUCUGGACAAACGACUGCACUAAAAUUGUUUUCAGCAUUUGAUUGAAAAACAUAAAAACAAGGAAACUGCAGGCCAAGGACUCUGGCCUUAUCUCACCCCGUUGUGCCUGAGCACUACCUUCCCAAGUAGUGCUCUUAUCGGGAACCUCCUAGUAGAAUGAUUUGAAAGGGCCAUGGCAGUUGUGAUCCUCCUCCAAGUGGAUCACUGGGAGUUGAGAAACAGUUUAAGCUAAGACCAGCGCCGAAGGUUCUUGCAGCACUGGCUGGAUAUUUAGUUUCCUUUCAUGUUCUUAAUUUAUUCUGCCUGGAGAUUGCACUGUUUGUACAGAGUUGCAGUCUCCUGCUCUGGGGCUUUUUCUGCAGAGCCACCACGAAGCCCAUGGCUUAUAUUUCUGCUCCAUUUCAAAGGUGUUUUGUGCAGGAAAAACUACUCCCAAGCACAUGCAGGAAUAAAAUGGCCAAAGGUGACAUUCCUAUGCUCUACACACCUAAUAGCUUUAGGCCAGACGGAGAACUCAGGUUAAGCUUUUGCCAGAGGGUAAAGCUCAGGAAGGUCAGCAGGAGAAUUGGGUUGGGGUGUUUAUGUGAAAUUGACCUAGACAUUUUGGGCCUAGGAAGGAUUAGGCUGAGAGAAUAGCCACAGUUUCACCGAAGCCAUUAGCAGAUUUGCUGUGAGCCAAUUAUUAAUUUUUUUUUAUGGCAGGUGAUAGUGUCCCAGGGACUUGCAAACAUAAGGCCUGCCCAAGGACCUUCCCACUGGAGCCAUUUAAACACAGUUAAAUCCGAUAAGAUGCUUGGGUGGAAACUUUGAGUGAAAGGCAAACGGAGAGAGGGAGAAGGUAGUCUAGGGAAGGAAGGGAAAGCAGGGCUGCUAUUUUCCAAGUUAGGAAUUGCAUCCUGGCUCCAGACUGAGGCUGCAGCUGGAACUCAGAAGAAAUCACCUGAUUGUUUUAGGCCCUCUGGAAGGCUGGUUCCUGGAAAAAGGAAAGGGUUGGAAAAUGCUGGCUUUUUCCAUUUCCAGAGUUCAUUAGUCCAGGUGCCAAAGCUGUUUAUUGAACAAUAAGUGCUUUUACCAUGCUCUGUGCACCAGAAACCACUUCCUUCUUUCUCUGAAGUGUUCUGGCAGAGCCCUGAAAACCAUGUUUCUUCUUCGUGAAGGUCCAUGGAAGGAAGCAAUGGGACCAUUUCCUUCACUUUGGCGGGACUCUGUCGUUCACUCCUACUGGCUUGGUCGUAGGACUCGGAGAGUGGCGAAGGACUGCUUCUUCACUCCCUGUUCCUGUAGGCCUACCUUCCGGGGAAUUUGUUUUCAUCCAGUUUGAAAGGUCCCAGAUAGUUAAUCACUGAAAGUGGGGUUUUAUAGAAAUGGAGACUGACCCUUAAAGUCAGCCCCUCUCCUGGGUUACUGUUAGGUUGCCUCUGCUGAAUGAAUGUCUCUCCAGCAGAGGUCAGUUAGCAACUCCCGGGCUUUCUCCUUACCAGGCUCAGUCAGGAUCCUGUAUUUUAAAAAUUAAUUCUAAGAUUUUAUAUAUACAUAUAUACAUAUAUAUGUAUAUAUGUAUUUUUAUACCGUUGGCAUGAUUCUUCACCAACCUUGUAAUUUGCACUUCUUAUUUGUAUGUGUAUAGCACCGAAUACAGUGUCAAGUGCAGCCAGAAAAAUAUUAAUUUUUUCUUAAAAAAAAGGCUCCUCAAUGUCUGUGAAUCAUUUGAAAGUGAAUCAACCAUAGGCUUCCCAGAGAGCAGCCAUCCUGAAAAGAAGAUGCAUCCUUGUCUUGGUUAAUAUCCCAUGCAAGACUUACUGUUUUGUAGCAUCAACAACAAAAGAAAAUGUGAAAGCUAAGCCCCAUCAGAAAUGACAAAUUCAACAUUGACUGAAUAUCAGCAGAGCACCAGACUCUUUCUAACAGGGUUUUAUCCUUCUUGGACUAUUUGAGGCUGUGAUCUGUUGAAUUAUACUUGAACUGGACCAGAACAUAUUUAUUGAGCUUAUAUAAAAAAAUCUUGUUAAUUUAACUUUUGGCUUGUAAACAUUUGGAAUUUGUUAGAAUUUGUUGAGUGUCAUAUGAAUCGUCACCAGUUUUACUGAUCUGUGUUACUGAUCGCAAAGUGUUUCAAGUUCUUUCUUAAAAAAGAAUGAUUUUAAUAAAGAGAAUUUUAAAGCACCUGA
Ornithorhynchus anatinus (platypus) is the source of this 6882-nucleotide messenger RNA. It is a transcript of the gene RBM20, whose product is annotated as RNA binding motif protein 20. Gene Ontology annotation, cellular component: nucleus. The record is from RefSeq and is a predicted model, not a curated record. The transcript has 13 exons. Gene Ontology annotation, biological process: regulation of RNA splicing. NCBI's taxonomy places the organism in Eukaryota, Metazoa, Chordata, Mammalia, Monotremata, Ornithorhynchidae. Bases 72 to 3692 code for a protein of 1206 amino acids. Gene Ontology annotation, molecular function: zinc ion binding; mRNA binding.